AUGUCUGGUCGCAAGCUAGGUGGUGGAAAGAUACUCGGGAAUAGGAAGUCUCUGGCGCCCGCACCUGUUCCUGAUUCACACCAAAAAACAUUGAGUGCAAUCUCUUCGGCUACGAAUUUAUUCUCACCACCGGACUCAAUUUCCACGGAGCAAAAUGGGUUGCAUGAUCCUGAUUGUGUCCAGGAUUUGAGCCUUGCUGUAUCGAUGGCAAAUGAAAGCUGCUCUGCAUCGCGGGUCACACAGCUGUAUUGUCCAAUUUGUAAUGAGGAAAUGAUGACAUUGCUCCAGCUUAAUCGGCAUCUAGAUGAUAAUCACCAGGAGUUACCGGAGGUCCAACAAGACGAAGUAAAAAACUGGUUUGAUAAACAAGUCGUUAAAGCCAAAUUAUUUCAACCAUUAAUUGCCAUAAAUCAGAAAUUAAAAGGACUUGACGUCUUUGAGUCAAAUGCGCCUCUAACUUCUGCAGGUUUGUCGCCAAGCUUACAAACGGAGCAUCUACGUUUAUCACCUGAACCAUCGAGAUCAGACCCCGAUGAAAUAGUGAGCAGAUCACAUUGGCAAAAACCCGGGUAUAAUAUCUAUUGUCCAGGACCAACAUGCCAGAAAAGACUAGGGUCAGUGAACGGAUCGGUAAAUUGCCGGAAAUGUGGAAAGCUGUUCUGUGAAUACCAUACAAUGUAUCAGAUGAAGCUCUCAAGAUCAGCAUCACAUGAGCCAGUCAGAGGAUUAUGGUGUAGAGUUUGUGAGAUUUGCUACAAGUCAAGAGAUGGAUAUAAUGACUACAAUGGGUUUGAAAGAGACCACUCAACGCAGUUUUUAGAGAAAAGAAGGAAAAAGGUGGAUAAGGCUAAUUUAGAAAUUUCUAGGCUUGAGAAAAGGCUCACUAAGCUCACAGAACUUUUAGUUUUAUCCCCCGAAGACUUGUCAGAAAGUAGAGGUGUUUUGUCAAUUUCGGGUCAAAAUCAUCAGCGGAAAAUGAUUGAGCAGUCAGUGGUGACUUGGGAGGAAGACUGGAAAGUUCCUAGAUGCCCCUUCUGUCUCAGACUUUUUGGAACGUGGUCAUUUAGGCGACAUCACUGUCGCUUGUGUGGUUGCGUAGUGUGUGCUGAUUCCCAGACAAAUUGCUCCUCGACUGUAAGCUUGAACCUAUUAGCUGAAAAAUAUCAAGAUAUUACUUUGGACAUACGCAUGUGCCGUAAUUGUCAUUCGACAUUAUUUCGUAAAAAAGAUUUUAAAGCUGAAGUUUUACAUAAACCACCAGAUCAGCGAGCUUAUGAAAAUAUUAUUGAGUUUGAGAAGGGUAUUCACUCACUUCUACCAACUUUUCAACGUCUUGUUAUUUCUAUCCAAGAUCCCAAGGUUGUACCAUCGCAUGCGCAGCUCAAUGAAGCUUCAAAGGUGAGAAAGCGUCUGAUGGAUUCCUUCGGAAAGUAUGAUCUGGCUGCAAAACGAAUAAGAGAUCUUCCAUCAAAUAGUCCCGUUCAACUCAAGCUCCAGCUAUCCAUCUACCAACAGUGCGCCAACUUUUUGAAUAUUCAUAUGCUUCCCCUCAAAACUCUACCCAAAAUUCUAAAGCAUGCCUCGCCACAUGAUUCAGACACGUUACGUUCCAACUUUGCUCUGGAUAAUAUUCGAAAAGAAUAUCGUGACACAUCUUCGCAAAUUUCAUCGCUCUCGGCUACAAGUGGAGUUGAGGCGGAGGAAAGACAGCUAACAGAGCAGCUAAUAAUUAUGGAGGAGCAGGGUUUCAUGCUUCGUGAAAUGUUGAUAGCCGCACGCAAAGCUCGUCGAUUCGAUGAGCUUGCCGCACUGGGUGAGAGUAUUGCCGAAAUGGAGCGGGAGUGUGAUCGCUUGCGGGGCUUAUUAGGAAAUUUGGAUUGCGGCAAUUUGUAA
Messenger RNA from Blumeria graminis f. sp. triticale, 1893 nucleotides. Lineage: Eukaryota; Fungi; Ascomycota; Leotiomycetes; Helotiales; Erysiphaceae. The record is from the annotation of a GenBank genome assembly.